Candidula unifasciata is the source of this 2640-nucleotide messenger RNA. NCBI's taxonomy places the organism in Eukaryota, Metazoa, Mollusca, Gastropoda, Stylommatophora, Geomitridae. The record is from the annotation of a GenBank genome assembly.
GCCCACAGUAACUCUGGUGGCCAUGGCUCAGGGGACGCUCUCAAAAACCUCAGCAAUAAUGCCAACAGAUCAAGUAUAGCAAGUGUUAUGAGGGAAUAUUUUGACGAUUCUGAUGCAGAAACUCCACUUUCUUCUGAGAGUGAAGCUCUGAGAAUACCUGAAGAUUGCUUCCCCAAAUUCAUGUCUAACAGAAUGCCUUGCCUUAAUGCAUUUGACAACACAAAGUAUGGCAAACAAUGGAUGGUGCUUAGAAGUAAAGCAAACAAAAUUGUCAACCACAAAAUUUUUGAGAUUUUUAUAACAGUCAUUAUAAUUGCCAGCAGUGUUGAACUUGCUUUUGAAGACAUUUACCUGUUUGAAAAACCCCAGUUUGAAUAUUUUCUGAGAAUGGCGAACAUUGUGUUUACUGUCCUCUUCAUACUUGAGAUGUUGAUACAGUGGAUUGGUGUUGGUUUUGUUGCAUACUUCACAAAUUUGUGGACUAUCCUGGACUUCUGGAUUGUGCUGGUCACUUUUUUUUCCGUUCUUGGAGAUUUUUUUUCCUUUGGUCAUUUAACGGGAUUCAGAUCCUUGAGGACCUUACGCUCUCUCCGCCCUCUGAGAGCAAUAUCAAGAUGGCAAGGGAUGAGGAUUGUCGUCAAUGCUCUGAUGAAUGCAAUCCCAGCCAUUGGCAAUGUGUUCUUGGUCUGCAUGGUGUUCUGGCUGAUAUUCAGUAUCAUGGUUAUGUUUGAUUCCCAUAUAGUGCCCAACAGAAGUGCUUGUGUAACAAAAAAUGGCUUGUGGCUGAAUCCAAAUGUGAACUUUGACAAUGCAGCAAUUGGUUUUCUUGCACUGUUUCAAGUGGCCACUUUUGAGGGCUGGAUGGAGGUUAUUGAUAGUGCAGUAGAUGCUACAGAGGUGGAUAUGCAGCCAAAAUAUGAAGCAAGCAUUUACUCAUACAUGUACUUUGUUGUUUUCAUUAUUUUUGGAUCCUUCUUCUCCAUGAACCUCUUCAUUGGUGUUAUCAUUGACAACUUCAAUGUUUUGAAAAAGAAGUAUGAAGGAAGUUAUCUGGAUGCGUUUCUGACACAAAGUCAGAGAAGUUACUAUAAUACUCUGAAGAAACUUGGGAAAAAGAAGCCACAGAAAUCUAUCAAAAGGCCACAGAACAAGUUCCUCCUGUUUUUCUACAACUUAUCCAUGAGCAGCCACUUUGAAAUGGGCAUUAUGGUGUUUAUAUUCCUCAACAUGGUGGCAUUGGCUGUGCACCAUUAUAAAGAACCGCAGUCAGUGAGUGAUGUGCUCUUUAUGAUGGACAUUAUUUUCACCUUCAUCUUUGGACUGGAAGUAGCUGUGAAAUUAAUUGGCCUGCAGUUGUACUACUUCCGGGUGACAUGGAAUAUCUUUGAUUUUAGUAUCGUUGUUCUGUCAACUGUUGGUAAAAUGCUGAGCAACAUUGCCAAUUUUUUUACAGUCAAACCGACGUUCAUCAGGAUUCUACAUAUUUUUCGUAUGGGCAGUGUUUUGCGUCUAUUCAAAGGAGCCAAAGGCAUUCGCAAACUUCUGUUUGCCCUAAUUAUCUCUUUACCAGCAAUUUGCAAUAUUGGAGCAUUGCUUUUCCUGAUUAUGUUCAUGUAUUCUAUUCUUGGCAUGUCUUCAUUUGGCACAGUUAAACUAAAUGGAGUUCUUAAUGAAAUUGUAAAUUUUCAAACAUUUGGGAAUAGCUUUACACUGAUGCUUCGUCUGGCAACAUCGGCAGGCUGGAAUGAUGUUCUCGAAGGCUUGCUCAUCAAAGAGCCCUUCUGUAAUCCAAACUACUACACCCUGCCAAAUGGCAUAUCUAAAGAAUCCAGCAAUGGAGACUGUGGUGUGUCGUACCUGGCAAUACCUUUCAUGGUCAGUUAUAUUAUUAUUGUAUGGUUAAUUGUUAUAAACAUGUACAUUGCACAAGAGGAGGUUGGCAUCACCGAAGAUGAUUUUGAUAUGUUUUACACCGUCUGGGAGAAAUAUGACCCUUUUGCUACACAGUUCAUCAAGUAUGACCAGCUGGCAGAUUUUGUUGGGGACCUGGAGCCACCCCUGCUGAUUCCAAAGCCGAAUGAAAUAGCACUGGUGACUUUCAAUAUUCCCAUUAUGGAAGGGGAUAAAAUUCAUUGCUUGGACAUUCUGGUGGCACUUGUGAGAAAUGUCUUGUCAGAUGUGCAGGAGUCAGACGAGUUGACCACCCUGAAAGAGGAGAUGGAGGAAAAGUUUGCUCACCUGUUCCCUAAACGGUACAAUGUCACUGUGAAGUCAAGUACAAUGCAGAGAAAGAAAGAAGACGUGGCAGCCAGAACUCUUCAGAGGUCAUGGAGGAGUUUUAAGGCCCAGAGAGCCAUGAGAAACAUCACUGCCCUUGCCGUACAGCAGAGGAUUCGACGCAUGAGCAACAUCUGCAUAAGAUCUCGCACUGUUAUCAUGGAUAAUCUCAGUAACAGAAUUAAUCAAGCUCUUGCCCACUAUUUCAGAAUGCAAAGAGAAGGCUAUGGUCUUUUUUUAGGAGAGUCACAAAACGCUGAUGUUAGGAAUGAAGAAAGUGUCAAUCAGAUUACCUCCAGUGGGAAAAUAUCGCAAAUGUCUCAACAGAACAGUGAAGUCGUAAUGAUAGAUUCCUUGCUGUGA